Molecule: messenger RNA, 450 nt
Organism: Paracoccidioides lutzii Pb01
Exons: 3
Coding region: 1-450 (149 amino acids)
Source: RefSeq, a predicted model, not a curated record
AUGCCGGAGUUGUGGAAACCAACGUCAAAGACGAAAACGAUGCACCGCCAUCCCAAGCCAAACAAUGUUCAGAGAAGAUGUCGACGGAGACGAUGUCUCUUCCACCAAAUUGUUGAAUAUAUCGAUGGGAAUGAGGCACAAGGUUACAUCCUAAUCAACAUUCACGGUCAAUAUUUCAUCAUGAACACCGAUACGAGUGGGUACCCGGUCAACUUCGGAAGAGCAGAUAGUAUGAGCUCUAAUUUUAGUCCGGAUGCUCCAUUCACAACUGACAACGGAGAGAGACUCUCUUUAGAAAAUGUGUGGAGUAUAGUGGCAAAUGCGGCGCUGAUGUCUAAAUAUGUUAUCAUCUACGUGAACAAUCGAUGCCUCUGCCAAUUCACAAAUGUAAAUCCGCCACCAUCAGCGGAGCACACUACGCCUGAUAAUUAUCGACAGCAGGUUGGAUGA